GGUAAGGUAACAACAAGUUGGCGACCCAUUUUGGCUGGCAUGGACUUUCCACCCUUUUGCUUUUCCUCGCAAUGUAACACGAAGCCAUCCAGGCCACGGAAAGGUCAACCCUUCAACUUCAGACAGCAGGAUGCCAGGUCCAUACUCAUUCCAGCCCGAGGGCCGAAUUGGAGAUGCAACACUCUCUCCUGCGACGGAUCCACGUUUCAAUCCCAAGUUGGUAAAGGCCCUGGCGACACAAGGAUGGGAGAACAACCUGCCGAUUGGCAUCGCCGACGAGAACUCGCCCUUGGAGCAACUGACCAAGGAAAUGAGAGCCCAGCACUACGGUUUUUCAGAAGGCUUCGCCGCGAUACCAAACUACUUGGCAAAGGACGUUAACGAACCACCAGUCGACCGUAAAACACACGUCGCGCAGGGGGUAGACGGGAAUCAUGUCAAGUUGUAUGUGUUUCGGAAGUCUGGGACCGAGGACCAGGUUCUGCCGUGUGUUGUCUACAUACAUGGCGGAGGCAUGACGACUCUUGAUACGUUGCGACCUGGCAAUGUUCGCUGGCUUACCGACCUCGCCCAACAAGGUGUAGUGUCCAUCGCCAUUGAUUUCAGAAAUGCCUGGUCGGAAACCGAAUACAAUCCCUUCCCGGCAGGGUUGAACGAUUGUGCAGCAGCUGUCAGGUACAUCGCGUCACACAAGGACGAGCUCGGCAUCGGCAAGAUCACCCUGGAGGGUGAGAGCGGUGGCGCGAAUCUUUGUCUCGCAACGGCGCUGAAAGCAAACCAGGAGGGCUGGAUCAAGGACAUCGAUGGCGUCUAUGCCUACUCGCCAAAUGUCUGCAACGUGUACGGCUGGCCUGCUGAAAGAAUAGCGAGAGAAUUUCCGAGCCGGCUUGCAAACGAUGGAUACAUGUUCGAUACCGCAGGUGCGGGCGCCAUGCAAAGCUAUUAUGCACCAAAUAUCCAGGACCGGACCCAUCCGAUAGCUUUUCCAUACUAUGCGACUGUGGAGAUGUGUCGAGGCUUGCCGCCGCACAUCAUCAGGGUUGACGAGCUCGAUCCGCUGAGGGACGAGGGGAUUGCGUAUUAUCGAAAGCUGUGUUCAGCAGGGGUGGACGCUGUUGGAAGCGUCAACCUAGGAGUGACGCAUGGAAGCAUGGUGUUAUUUAGACGGGCCAUUUCCGAGCUGCAUAGUGCUGGUAUGCGGGAAAUUGUUGGAUUUGCAAAGAGUUUGUAGCUAAGGGACGGCACCCAAGGGGGUUGCUGUGCGGUAGCUGACUGCCUUGGUAUAUUACUUGUGUUGGCGCCGAUCAAUGGGUCUGGAGGAACAUGCUCUCACUUCUCAGUAUCCCUUGAGCUCCCAAAUCCAGCCUCUCGGAUUUCC
This is a messenger RNA of Chaetomium fimeti, 1378 nucleotides long. RefSeq names its product Alpha/Beta hydrolase protein. Bases 131 to 1231 code for a protein of 366 amino acids. The transcript has 2 exons. Gene Ontology annotation, molecular function: hydrolase activity. Lineage: Eukaryota; Fungi; Ascomycota; Sordariomycetes; Sordariales; Chaetomiaceae. The record is from RefSeq and is a predicted model, not a curated record.